CGUCGCUGGACUUCCAAGCAAGGUUGGAGGGGUUCAUUUAGCCUGAUCCGAAGAUCCGAAGAGCUUUCUACCUCCUCGAUUGCUACCCAACUUUUUCUUUCACUAACUCUGAGUAGAAGAUGAUGGACCGCAACGCAUCGAACCAAGGAGAACCCGACUCUGUGAAGCAAGCCGAGAAAGAACAGCGGAAAGACGCCGAGCUCAAGAACUUUGGCAGCGACCAUGCCUUGGAUGGACGACAGCCCGAGCUGCCCUAUGCUCGACCAGCAGCAGACGAAGACAACAGUGAUAUCCCCAUGGUGGCGGCGGCUCGUCGCCCCAGUGCCCGCAACAGCAUCUUUUGGGGUGAUCUCGUCACGCCCGCUGCUGGCGGCAGAAGAGGAUCCGUACCCGGCAGUUCCGUAUCCAGUUUGACCAUUUCCGAUCUCGGCGACUCGUUCUUUUCCGAGUCCUUCAUGGGCUACUCUCAACAAUUCGGUACCGUGGUAGAAGACGAAGAAGCUCUCUUUGACAGCUCGGGGUCGGAUCACAAACCCGUGUGUCCCAAACGAAGAGAUUCCAUUAGCUCGCAAAAGAUCCACUCGACGCGGUUCAUGCUGUCUCACAACAAUAACCACAACGAUGUGGGUACUACUGGCAAGCGCCUCGACUUGAGUCCGGUACGAAGACCGGGCAGUGAGAUGCCACCGGUCAAACCAGGACGCCGGGAAUCCAUCUCCAAGACCAAACUGAUGAGUCGCAGCCGGUUGUUGGAUCGAAACGCCAUGUACCCUACUCGUCAAGAUAGUGCUUCGACCGUGUCGGACCAAACCACAACCGAUACCAGCAGCAAGGGAGACGACAGCACGCUUACAUCGGCUCACUCGCCCUGUUUGCUGCGGUCGGAUGGCAAACGGAAACUGUUCUCGGGAUGAGCCAAGCAUCGCAAGCAUCUCAUCAGUA
Seminavis robusta is the source of this 942-nucleotide messenger RNA. NCBI's taxonomy places the organism in Eukaryota, Bacillariophyta, Bacillariophyceae, Naviculales, Naviculaceae. The record is from the annotation of a GenBank genome assembly.